Molecule: messenger RNA, 335 nt
Organism: Staurois parvus
Lineage: Eukaryota; Metazoa; Chordata; Amphibia; Anura; Ranidae
Source: the annotation of a GenBank genome assembly
AUGCAAACUGCUUCUACAAACAUUUGUGAAAGACUGUGCAACAAGUCCAUCCGUGAAAUUUCAUUGCUACUAACUCAUCCACGGUCAACGGUUAGUGUUAUUAUAACAAAGUGGAAGCAACUGGGAAAAGCAACUCAGCCAUGAAGUGGUAGGCCACGUAAAAUGACAGAGCGAGGUCAGCGCAUGCUGAAGCUUACAGUGCACAGUAGUUGCCAACUAUCUGCAGUCAAUAGCUAAAGACCUCCAAACUUCGUUUGGCCUUCAUAUUAGCACAACAACAGUGUGUACAGAGCUUCAUGGAAAGGGUUUCCAUGGCCAAGCUUUACAUCACCAAG